AUGGGUCAUGAUGUCCCGAGCCCUAAAAAAGGCGAGAAGUUUGCUAAUAUCCCCCUACGGGGAUAUUGGCAAAUUUUCUUCGUAUUGGAAUUUUCGGGUUUUAUGUGGUACCUCUCAAAAGGGGGAGAAGUCCUCGCCGCUGCUGGCCUUUUUCUCCACCAUUCUGUCUUGUGUGAGAUCAUCGAGUGGAACCAAAGUCUGGGUCUGCCGAUCGAUCUCACAUACGGGUGGAGAGAGGGCGUAAAGUUAAGCACCGGGCUUAAGCCGCCCAAGGUUGAUACCGCUAUUAACGUCGGCUUAUCUGUCAGUCGCGUUGGGUCUGCCGCUCAGUUGAAAAUUAUGAAACAAGUCUGCGGUAGUUCAAAACUGGAAUUGGCACAAUAUCGCGAAGUGGCCGCCCUUGCUCAAUUUGGGUCAGACCUUGAUGCUGCGACUCAGGCAUUACUCAAUAGAGGUGCAAGGCUUACAGAAGUACCGAAACAACCACAAUAUGCACCACUUCCAAUUGAAAAACAAAUUCUAGUCAUUUAUGCGGCUGUCAAUGGAUUCUGUGAUCGAAUGCCACUAGACAGAAUCUCUCAAUAUGAGAGAGCCAUUCCAAAUAGUGUAAAACCAGAAUUACUACAAUCCCUUUUAGAAAAAGGAGGUAAUAUCCCAUCGAUAAGGAAGGACUUAAAUUCAACUGUUUCGAUGGGACUAGACAAAUUAGCCACAUCCAAGGGAUCUAAAAAAAAGGGAAGUCAGAACUUGCUGGCUUUACUUGCUUUGCCUUCAAAAGAGGGUCUAAACUUUCCACUUGUACCAGUAUUGAGAUGUUUUGGAUUUGGAUUUGGAGUUGGAAGUGGUAUCAUCAAGAUUCACCACUAUUAUGAGAAAGGGGAGAUAGGCUUCCUUGGUCCUACUUACCGGGAAGACAACACAACGUUGAGCUGUAAGUACAUUAAGGAGAGUGCAAAGCACCAGAGAAAAAACCCAUCUUCCUUGAUAGGGGGAACUCUCUCUUAUUGUCUUGCUAGCUUGCAACCAUACCAUCUUACAGACCCUACAAUCGGGACCUUCUUUCUUACCCUCAGGGGGGAGACCGGAUUCCUUUCUUUCCUAUUUAGAACUGCAGAUUUGUCUUUGUCGCUGGUUCGGACGUGCAUCGGCGGCCCCCUUUCCACUUCAAUCGUGGAAAGUCAGAAGCAAGAAUCAUUGAUUCCUGACCCCCUUAUCUACGACAACUCCAGAUCAACUAAUUUUCCUUCUAGUUGA
Messenger RNA from Prunus armeniaca (apricot), 1254 nucleotides. The record is from the annotation of a GenBank genome assembly. Lineage: Eukaryota; Viridiplantae; Streptophyta; Magnoliopsida; Rosales; Rosaceae.